CAUUCGCCGCAGCUUGUCGCGCAUACUGGCAGGUGGCUUCCUAUGAUUAUUUCUAUCUAAAAGAAAACAAUAUUGACAACAUUAGUCACAUCGCUUGUUAGAGUUGUAGAACCCCAAACCAGUUAUCUGCUCUGCGGGGUCGUUUGUAGCCUAACGUGCGUGUCAUCACUUUAAAUGAGUCCAUGACAAGUGUCCUCCUCGCCACCCGGCACCGGGAGGCAGGGGCACCCAGUGCUAGCUAGCAGCUGUAGCCGCACACAGCGUCUUCCUCGGCGGGUUCACAGACGAACCGGCGUCACCGCGGCGGCUAACGGCAGCUAGCUUGCUCAGCUGCGACUGAGACGUCGCCCCGUUGGUUCCGAGGCGGUGUCGUCACCUCGUAGCGCGGCGGACACUCGUCAGGUCAACGACGUUGCCGGGUGUGGUCGGGAUCUGUCGGACACUUGAACCCCCUCCUCCUCCCCCCCCCCACCCCGGCAUGGCCGCAGACUCCAUGGAGAUUGACGACUCUCUUUACAGCCGCCAGCGGUAUGUGCUGGGGGACAGUGCCAUGCACCAGAUGGCCCAGUCAUCGGUCUUCCUCAGUGGGAUGGGAGGACUGGGGAUAGAGAUAGCGAAGAACAUCGUCCUGGCUGGUGUGAAGGCGGUCACCCUCCAUGACACAAAGCACUGUGAGACGUGGGAUCUUGGCUCCAACUUCUUCAUCCGCACAGAUGAUGUGUUGAGCCAGAGAAAGAGGGUGGAGACGGUGUGCCCUCGGGUCGCAGAGUUGAACCCCUAUGUUCACGUCGACAUGUCUUCCUCCGCUCUGGGUGACAGCACAGAUCUCAGCUUUCUCAGCAAGUACCAGUGUGUGAUUAUGACUGAAGCCCGGUUGAGUCUACAGAAGAGAGUGAAUGAGUUCUGCCACUCACAACAACCCCCCAUCAGAUUCAUCGGUUGUGACUCGUAUGGCAUCUGUGUGCGGGUGUUUUGCGAUUUUGGGGAGGAGUUUGAGGUAUCUGAUCCCACAGGAGAGGAGCCCAAGGAGAUUUUCAUUCAAAGUAUCACUCAGGACAGUCCUGGGGUGGUGAUGUGCAUGGACAACCUGCCUCACGGCCUACAGACAGGCCAGAGUGUUGUCUUCAGAGAGGUCAACGGCAUGGUGGAACUCAAUGGCACUGCAAGAGAGGUUUCAGUCCUUUCCCCUCACAGUUUUGCUAUAGGAGAUACAUCCCAACUACAACCAUAUGCACAUGGAGGUUUCUUUGUCCUGGUGAAAACCCCGAAGACAUUCACAUUUGAAACGAUAGAGAGGCAGUUGAAUGAUCCUCAGGUCCUCACACCAGACUUCAGUAAACCAGAGGCUCCACUUCAGAUCCACGCAGCCAUGUUGGCGCUGGACACCUUCCAGGAUCAACAUAGCAGACUUCCAAAUAUUGGGUGUCUACAAGAUGCUGAGGUUUUGCUGAAGCUAACCGAGGAAGUGAAUGCCACUCUUAGGAACAAAGCUCCUGUUAAUGCUGAGCUGGUGCGCUGCCUGUCGAGGACAGCCAUGGGAACUCUUCCUCCGUUAGCUGCAGCCGUAGGAGGCUUAGCUAGCCAGGAAGCUCUGAAGGCCAUCACAGGGAAGUUUGCGCCUCUACAGCAAUGGUUUUACCUCGAUGCCAUCGAAGUUGUGAGGCCUCUUCAGUCUCUCGCUGCGGAGGAGUUCCUCCCCAGGGGCGAUCGGUAUGAUGGAUUACGAGCUUGCAUUGGUGAAUCCAUGUGUCUUGAACUGCACAAGCUCAGAGUCUUUAUGGUUGGAUGUGGUGCCAUUGGCUGUGAAAUGCUAAAAAACUUUGCUCUGCUCGGGGUUGGAUUGGCAAAGAGAUCGGGAGUGGUGUGCAUCACAGACCCGGAUCUUAUAGAAAAGUCGAACCUCAACAGGCAAUUUCUCUUCAGACCGCAUCAUAUACAGAAACCGAAGAGCACCACAGCAGCAGAAGCCACUCACGAUAUAAACCCCGACUUGAAUGUGGAUGCUCACCUGAACAAGGUGUGUCCUGCUACUGAGAACAUCUACAGUGACUCCUUCUACACCCGCCUGAACCUGGUGGUUACUGCGCUGGACAACGUGGAGGCCCGGAGAUACGUGGACAGUCGCUGCCUAUCCAACCUGAGACCUCUCCUGGACUCUGGCACCAUGGGAACUAAAGGACACACAGAAAUCAUUGUGCCAAAUUUGACAGAGUCAUACAAUAGCCAUAGAGACCCCCCCGAGGAGGAAAUCCCAUUCUGCACUCUCAAGUCUUUCCCUUCUGUCAUCGAGCACACCAUCCAGUGGGCCAGAGACAAGUUUGAGAAUGCAUUUGUCCACAAGCCCUGCGUGUACAGCUUAUUCUGGCAGACCCACUCCUCGGCUGAAGCGGUGCUACAGAGGAUGCAGGCAGGGCAAAGCCUGGAGGGGUCGUUUCAGGUCAUUAAGCUGCUGAGCAGACGGCCCAGCCAGUGGGAACAAUGCAUCGCUAUUGCUCGUUUGAAAUUUGAAAAGUAUUUCAAAAGAAAGGCCAUGCAACUGUUGUACUCUUUCCCCCUGGACACAAGGUUAAAAGAUGGAAGUUUGUUUUGGCAAUCUCCUAAAAGACCUCCGGCCCCCAUUGAUUUUGACUUGAAAGACUCUUUGCACUUCACUUUCAUUGUCAGCGCUGCUCGGCUUUUCGCCGGGAUUUAUAACAUCCCUUACUCAGAAAAGGACCUCUCCAAAGAGGCAGUGAGCAGGAUUCUAUCAGAUGUCAAGAUUCCGGAGUACAGGCCUUCAGAGAAAUGUAUAGAGACGGAUGAGACGGUAAAGAAGCCUGAACAGACGAAGAUGCCUCAAAGCAGCGAAGAGGAGAGGGAGGCCAUCACACAGCUGGAGCAGGCCAUCGUUGCUGACCGUGUCACACCCGACAACUUACAGAUGCGUCCGCUGCAGUUCGAGAAGGACGAUGACGCCAACGGCCACAUGGACUUCGUCACGUCAGCGUCUUCUCUCAGAGCGAGGAUGUACUCCAUCGAGCCGGCAGACAGACUCAAGACCAAACGCAUCGCCGGCAAGAUCAUCCCUGCCAUUGCCACGGCAACAGCCGCUGUGGCUGGACUGGUGGCCCUGGAGUUGAUCAAGGUGGUUGGAGGCUACGAGUUUGAAUCUUUCAAAAACUGCUUCUUCAACCUGGCCAUCCCCGUGGUGGUGCUCACCGAGCCUGCCGCAGUUAAACGGACACUUAUCAGAGACAACAUCUUCUUCUCCAUCUGGGACUGUUGGACUAUUUUUGGCCAUGAGGACUUCACCCUCUCUGACUUGAUGAAUGCAGUGAGGGAAAAGUAUGGAAUUGAACCCACUAUGGUUGUCCAUGGUGUGAAAAUGCUCUAUGUGCCUGUGAUGCCUGGACACUCAAAAAGACUUAAAUUGACGAUGCAGAAGCUCAUCAAGCCGUCAGUGGACCGCCGCUAUGUAGACCUGACUGUGUCAUUCGCUCCGGAGGCAGAUGGAGACGAAGACCUCCCCGGGCCGCCCGUCAGGUACUACUUCACCCGCAACGGAGAGACGCCAUGACACCUUUCUCAAACGUCGUCCUCGAGCCCUGUGUCCUUACUCUCCCUUUCAUGUAAAUUGUUGUGCCCCAAUAACCUGGGCCGGGGUCAAGAGCUUUCCCUCAGGAUUCUAUCAGAAGAGGGCAAAGCUCCUGCCCCCGGCACACGCCCCCCCCUGUACUUUAUGGAGCAAGAAAAAAAGAAUUCUGGUCACAGUUUUUCUAGCCAGUUGAAACACGAGGCUGCCUGAGUAGCACUUAACUGUACCUGUGUACAUAUAUUUUCUCUGUUCUGUUUUCUACUCUGGUGAAAUGCACAGCUCUGCCUGUGUCGAUGCCUUAAUUGAUUAAUAACCUCUUUGUUUGUGGCAGUGAGUCUGACUAAAAUGUUUACAGAAACCUGCAUACUUUUGAAAUAAAGCCCCAUUGGUCUAAUUUCUGUUUUAAAUCUGCAAGGAAUGUUGAAGCGGAUUUGAGGUCUGUCGGCAUCACAUCUUCUUCUUCCUCAGAGUCCCUCUUAUUGCUUUUGAAAACAUCACGGACCACAGAAUGAUCCAGUUGUUGGUCAUUUCCCCUCAUAGCAACAGGCCCGGUCUGUAUCUCUAGUACAAUUUAAAGGUGCAACAGGUCAGUGGACAAUGGCGCAACCACCAAAGAUGCUGAUUAUCAUUGUGUCUGCAGAUGAUGGUUCUGUUCAUCAUCAGAUCAUGAGGGCAUCAUAAAAAAACAUUUAUAUCACAAGGUUUUGGUAUCACCCAAACAUUAAGGGGCAACAAACACGUCUUGAUGUCGACUCGACACAGCAUCAACGCUUCAUAUUGUCAUAUUGCUUCCAAGUGGAUUGAUGUGUUGCUCUUCACAAACCACCUGUAGCUGAAGCUGCUCGUCCGACCCAUGUCAUUAGAUGCUAAGGUAAUGACUUCAUUAACACAUUUGGGAAAACAUUAUGUUCUUCAUCAGAUUGUUUUCACACCAACAUGAAACAUCUGUACCGACAUCUGGGAUAAGACACCGACUCUUUUUAAAACACCUUUUUUUUUUUUUAAGAAAAAAAACAACAACUUUGCUGUUCACCAUGUAUUUCUUGCAUUUGUUUAUGGAUGUGUGUCCAUGACGUGUAUUUAUUUACUUGUUACUCAUUGUUCUCGUGUGAAAUUGAGCCUGUGUUGAGCUCUGUGGAGUCAUGGUGCACUGGUUGAUCGACAGGUGGAGGUUGAAUCAGAAAGGGUCUUUGAAGUAGUCGUCAUUGGAAUGCAUCAAAUUGGCAAUAAUGUCAAUGUAGUUUUGAAUGGAAUCUAUUUGAUUUGAAAAUCCAGUUUAUGUACGGACUAUAACCAACAGAUUGAUCAGCUGCGUCUUCACAAUGAUUAGGACUAGAGUCACACAAAUGAAAGUCUCUGCCCGAUACCAGAGGGGCUGAACUUCACUUAUCAUACUCACAACACCUCUUGUGCAGUGAAUGUCAUGAGUGUAAAAACAAGUGUUAAUGAGUUUCUGAUAAUGAUGUAUGUUCUUGUGACAGACAGCUCAACCAAUGGUCCAAUAAAAUGUGAGAUUUAAGGAUGUCCUCAAGACUAA
Molecule: messenger RNA, 5111 nt
Organism: Scophthalmus maximus (turbot)
Lineage: Eukaryota; Metazoa; Chordata; Actinopteri; Pleuronectiformes; Scophthalmidae
Gene: uba6
Product: ubiquitin like modifier activating enzyme 6
Exons: 32
Coding region: 479-3556 (1025 amino acids)
Biological process (GO): protein sumoylation
Cellular component (GO): SUMO activating enzyme complex; cytoplasm
Molecular function (GO): SUMO activating enzyme activity
Source: RefSeq, a predicted model, not a curated record